AUGGGCCAAACUAUUGACAGUGCUGUCUUCGAGCUGGAGGGAGGAGGGAAGUUGCCUGGAGCAGCUCGGGUGUGCUUAGCUGGGACGAGCACGCAGAAGAUGGAGUUGGUGGGUCGCCUGAAAAGUGCGGCACUGGAAGCCCUCCGGCGUCACCAUUGGGACGCUGCGGCCAGUCUUUUGGUGGAUCUUCCCCAUGCGCACCUGUGGCGAGAGGAUCUGAUCGAAGCGGCCGAGUACCUCCUGCGCUCCUCCUGUCUUUCGGCCAACCUCUCCGCGCUAACCCUUUGGACGCGCCUCUUGAGCGAACUCCGCCCCCCUGCGGCCGAUGCCGCCGUGCUGCGCCGGGCCUGGCUGCGGUUUUGGCCCAGCGCCUUGUACGCUGCACGCUGGCGCGAGGGUCCGGUGGCCAAGGCGUGA
Molecule: messenger RNA, 417 nt
Organism: Durusdinium trenchii
Lineage: Eukaryota; Dinophyceae; Suessiales; Symbiodiniaceae
Source: the annotation of a GenBank genome assembly